CAAUCGGUGGCGUCCAAAAAGAAGCGGACAAAUUGAGCGAAGGCACUUCUUGUUAUGGAACUCAUUUGUUUUCCUAACACACGUUUUUUGGUUCAGUUUUUUACGUCGACGUUGAUGUGCUAGAUGAUUUAUCUUCGCAAUGCCGGCUCUUCCACAAAAUAAUUUGAAGGAACAUCUUGAACGGCACAAUGCUGCCCAGAACAAACUUUCGCUUUCAAAAGCCAAAACAGGAACUUUCUCCUUUAAGAAGAAGUCAGAAUGUGGUGUUAAUAAAGUUACGGUUUCAUCAAAGGUAACACAUCCAAACGCUUUAGCAAGCAGGAAUGUCAACAUUCCUUAUAGCAGCACUGUGUUUAAACCUCUGACGUUUUUAACCAAGCCUGAAAGAGAUCCAGCAAAAGCCAACAGUGUCUUGAGUGACAGCGGGUCGCAAACACACUCUCUGGGAUCAGGUGGAUCGUCCCAGUGCAAAUUCAGACCUCAGUCACCCGCAGAUCCUGCUGCAGGAGUCAAAAUUGCCAGCGCUGGAUUCAGUGGAGGUGGGAAACCUGUGCUGGAUGCCUCUUUAGGUAUCGAAGAAUGGGAUGAUUUCGAUGACUUUGAGUCCCCUGUCCAAAUAAAGACAAGCUCGCUGUCCAGCCCUGGGGAUUCAAGAAGAGCCGUUAGUAAGGAGGGUGCUUCCUCUGUGACUAAACAGGAUGUUAAGACUGAUACAGCUGACAAGGACAUUCGGAAAAGGUCUCCAUGUGCCAAGGCCUCUGGGGCUCUGCAAGGUGGGGAGUUAAUGCUAGGAGCAUCACUUCGCCCAAUAGGCAUGCAGGACACAUGGAGAGAGGAUGAUGUCACUGUAGUGAACGAGCAUCCAGCGUGUGAGAAGGAUCAGGGGGAGUCUGGGGUGAUGCCGGUGACGGGACACCCCUCCCUUCAUCUCAAGUCACCACUAAGCUACAGGGACGAGGCUGCAGCUGAGCCCAGGUCACCCGACAAAAAGACAGGCAACGGAAGUUCAGAGAUUGAUCCAUGUGUUAUAGAUGUCGAUGCUCCACCUGACAUUCCAGAAGAUAGAGACUUUAUUCCCCCUUCACCAGAGGGGUACUCAUCAAAGUCACCUUUUUGUUUUAGCAAAUCUGAUGCCCAGAACUCUAGUGACAUCAGCCAUGUGUCACCAAAGAGAUCCAGCUGUAGCCUAUCAGGGAACACCAAGAAGCCUUUCAUUUUUGAAGAGGGAAAAUGUGGAGGAUCAGAAAUGGGGGGACAGCUGUUCAGCAUCAUGGAGUCCAUCUGCCGACUUGUAGAUUCCAUCCCUGAGGAAGAGCUCAUAGCGCUGCCGUCUGGAACAGAGCUCCUGCUGCAACGAGCUCGCAGGAAGAAAUUACUCUCAAUGUCUGCUGACACUCCACUGAGAUGGCAAUCCAGCUGUGAAGCCACUUCGGCAACCAAACUUGACAGAUUUCGGGAAAGCGGCAAUUUUUUGUUUACCACUCCGCAGCAUGCACUGUCUGCUUCCAGUACGGGGCUUUCUGGGAACUCCUUCCAGUUCAGGGGGUCCUCGUCUGCUCCGUCCAUUGGUGACAACACAGUCUUCAACGAUUCUGACUGCUUUAUUAGCAGCGUUCAAACAGAAACUUCCAGAAGAGCUGCUUCACUGUCCAGCCUGACCAUCACAGUGGGAAAGGGGACGGAACCCACCCACAAAAGCUAUGGAGGCUCCCCUUUGGAUUGCAGCUCCGCCACACGCUGCAGCUUCCCCGCCGAUCAAACUCAUGAGUCUGAGAUGAACUCUACCCACUUCUGGUCCACAGAGAGGUCAGUGAGUAGCCCUGAGAGCAGGAUGGACACAAACGUCCAGGUUCUGGGGAGUUCUCACGCCUCAGCGGACAUGGACCCAGAUGAUAUCUUCAUCGACGACUUUGACAUUGAUGACUUUGACGAGUCAGACAUCCCAAAAUACUUUGAGAGUCCGCCGAACCAGCCGUCUAGGGCCACGACUGGGCCGAUAAGAGAGGGAGGGCCGACCAGGACGCCUCGGGAAAAGCAGUACAUGCCUCCCGCUUCAGCGGCAAAGCCAGGCAAGCUUCGCUCUCCAGAGCCCACGGCUCCAAACCCGGCCCACGACCGCUUCCGGGGCUUCAGCUUCCCCCACUGCGCCGAGAUGAUGAAGGUCUUCCACAAGCGCUUUGGCCUGCAUCAGUUUCGUUUUAAUCAGCUGGAGGCCAUCAAUGCCACGUUGCUGGGCGAGGACACCUUUGUCUUAAUGCCUACAGGGGGGGGUAAAAGCCUCUGCUACCAGCUGCCUGCGUGUGUCUCCCAGGGAGUGACUGUGGUCAUUUCCCCUCUGCGCUCACUCAUUGUUGACCAGGUGCAAAAGCUGACGACACUGGAUAUUCCAGCCACCAGUUUAUCGAGAGAUAGGAGUGACAGUGAAGCUGGGAAGAUUUAUAUGCAGCUGUCCAAGAAGGAUCCCAUCAUUAAGCUGCUCUACGCCACACCGGAGAAGGUGUGUGCCAGUGGCCGGAUGAUAAGCGCACUGCAGAAUCUCUAUGAGAGGGGCCUCCUGGCUCGCUUUGUCAUCGACGAAGCCCACUGCGUCAGUCAGUGGGGCCAUGACUUCCGGCCUGACUACAAGCGGAUGUACGAGCUCCGGCAGAAGUUUCCCAAAGUGCCCAUCAUGGCCCUCACGGCGACGGCGACGCCCCGCGUCCAGAAGGACAUCCUCAACCAGCUGCAGAUGAGCAAGCCGCAGGUGUUUACGAUGAGCUUUAACAGGGAUAACUUGAAGUACACCAUCCUGCCAAAAAAACCUAAGAAGGUCGAUGUUGACUGCGUAGAAUGGAUCAAGAAGCACUAUCCACGGGACUCUGGCAUAAUCUACUGCUUGUCACGCAACGACUGCGACUCGAUGGCAGAGAGCCUGCAGAAGGCUGGCCUGGCAGCGCUGUCCUACCACGCGGGUCUGAACGACGGCGACCGGGAGUACGUCCAGAGCAAGUGGAUCAACCAGGACGGCUGUCAGGUGAUCUGUGCCACCAUCGCGUUCGGCAUGGGCAUCGACAAGCCGGACGUGCGCUAUGUAAUCCACGCCAGCCUGCCCAAGUCUGUGGAGGGUUACUAUCAGGAGUCCGGCAGAGCCGGCCGAGAUGGCGAGGUCUCCCACUGCGUGCUCUUCUACUCCUAUACGGACGUCAUUCGCAUCAAGAGGCUCAUCACCAUGGACAAAGAAGGAAACCAUCAGUCCAAAACCAUCCACUUCAACAACCUCCACAGCAUGGUACAUUUUUGCGAGAAUAUAAUGGAGUGCCGAAGAAUACAGCUCAUGGCAUACUUUGGGGAGAAGAACUUCAAUCCCAGUUUCUGCAAGAACCAUCCGGAAGUCAUCUGCGAUAACUGUGCACGGCCCAACCAAUACAAGUCCAGAAACGUGACCGAAGAUGUGAAAAGGAUCGUGAAGUUCGUGCAGGAGAACUGCGAAAAGGUUGGAGCAAGAUACAGCAAAACUGCUCAGCAGAACCGACUGACUCUCAACAUGCUGGUUGAUAUUUUCUUAGGAGCGAAAAGCGCUCGGAUCCAGUCAGGAAUGUUUGGGGUAGGCAGUGCGUACUCCAGACUCAAUGCUGAGCGGCUCUUCAAGAAGCUAGUGCUGGAUUACAUCCUAGAAGAAGACCUGUACAUCACGGCUAACGGCCAGGCUGUGGCCUAUAUCUCACUGGGGCGGAACGCAGGCAGUGUCCUUAACGGCUUCAUGCAGGUGGAGUUCCAGGAGACAGAGAGUGCCUCCAGUAUCCGGAAGCACAAAGCUGCCGUGACCAAAGCAGUCUCCCAGAGGGAGGAGAUGGUCCAGAAGUGCCUGCAGGAGCUCAACGAGCUGUGCAAGAAGCUGGGCAAAAUCUUCGGGAUACACUACUACAAUAUAUUUUCUACUGGCACUCUCAAGAAAAUUGCCGAGACCUUGUCUGCCGACCCUGAGGUGCUGCUGCAGAUCGACGGCGUGACCGAGGACAAGCUGGAUAAGUACGGAGCUGAGCUAAUCGAGCUGCUGCAGAAGUACUCGGAAUGGCAGCUGCCAGUGGGGGAGCAGGGUGAGGGUCCCAGCGACGCCCAGGGCUGGAUCGACACAUCAUCCGGCCGAGUAGACGAUGGUGAGUAUGGGGGCGAUGAGGAAGGAACAUCGGGCUAUUUCAGAAGAAGAGCCGCCCGGGGACAGAAGCGAAAGCAGGCCUCCUGUUUCCGGAAGCCCAAGAGGCAGAGAGGAAGCUCUGCGAGCGGGCAGGCCUCCUCCAGUGGCGGUGACAAGCCCUGGGCUUCUUGGAGUUACAGAGGAAAGGCCAAAGCCAGGCCCACAAACACGGGCAGGGGAUGCGGGUCGCAAGCGGCAGCCUCUGCGGUGAGGAGGCCGGGCAUGAUGGCCCUGCCCACGCCCCGGUCCCACCAGCGGCCCUUCCUCAAGCCCGCCUUUUCACACCUGGGCUAGUGCUUCGCUAAGCCAUGCAGAACUUACCAGUCAGCUUCAGUAUUUGUAAAUACUUGUGAACUAUGUAUGUGUUUUACCAGUUUGUAUGUAAAGCUUUCUGAAUACUUUUUAAUUAAACUAAAAUUACAUUUU
Paramormyrops kingsleyae is the source of this 4600-nucleotide messenger RNA. It is a transcript of the gene blm, whose product is annotated as BLM RecQ like helicase. Gene Ontology annotation, cellular component: nucleus; chromosome; cytoplasm. Gene Ontology annotation, molecular function: 3'-5' DNA helicase activity; ATP binding; four-way junction helicase activity. The record is from RefSeq and is a predicted model, not a curated record. Lineage: Eukaryota; Metazoa; Chordata; Actinopteri; Osteoglossiformes; Mormyridae. Gene Ontology annotation, biological process: DNA replication; double-strand break repair via homologous recombination; telomere maintenance.